AUGCCCUCAAACGGACCAAACGCCGCCGCUCUCAAUGGCCCUACAGCAGAUCUUGUUCCCGCAAAGGGAGGUAAGAUUUUGGUAUUGCCCGGAGACCACAUUGGGCCAGAAGUCGUAACAGAAGCCCUCAAGGUCCUCGAUAUCAUCGAAGAAGCAACCGGUUCGAAGUUCGAGCGUGAUCUCGACCUCUGCGGUGGAUGUUCGCUCGACAAGCAUCAAGACUCUGUUACAGAAGAAGUGCUGAAGAAGUGCGAGAACGUCGAUGCCGUAUUCUUCGGAAGCGCUGGAGGGCCAGAAUGGGGUACCGUACAGCCCAACCCCGAGAGUGGACUCCUGAGGAUUAGGAAGAGGAUGCAGGUAGGUCGCAUAUGUGGGAGUAAUCGUGGGCUAGUGCUGAUUCUGGAUGCAAGAUCUUUGCGAACUUGAGGCCGUGCAAGUUUGCAAGCAAGACUAUGAUCGAGCGGUCCCCGAUCAAGCGAGAAGUCAUCGAAGGAGUCGACUUUAUGCUCAUCCGAGAAAACUGUGGCGGUGCAUACUACGGAAACAAGGUCGAGGAGAGCGACUACGCUUGCGAUCCGUGGGAGUAUUCACGGCCAGAAAUCGAGCGUGUUGCUCGAGUUGCAGGCGCACUUGCCCUUCAGCACGAUCCUCCGCUCCCGGUGUGGAGCGUCGACAAAGCCAACGUCCUUGCAAACUCUCGCGUCUGGAGGCGAAUCGUGACAGAGGUGUUCGAGAAAGAAUUCCCACAAGUGAAGCUGCAGCACCAAUUGGCAGAUUCAUUGGCGAUGCUCUUCAUCACCAAGCCGACUGCGUUCAACGGCGUGAUCGUGACAGACAACACAUUUGGAGACAUCCUUUCCGACGAGAGUGGCGGCCUGACCGGAUCGUUGGGUCUUCUCCCGAGUGCGAGCUUGGCAGGCGCCCCGGGCACUGGAUUGGGACAGAAUACCGUGGGAGGCACCAUUGGUCUUUACGAGCCUGUUCAUGGAUCUGCUCCAGAUAUUAGUGGCAAAGGAUUGGCGAAUCCUGUCGCACAAGUCUUGAGUUUGGCAAUGAUGCUGAGGUUAGUAUCGAGUGCUAACAUGGUAUAUGUAGUGCUGACGGAUCUCAUAGAUACUCUUUCAACCUGUUCCGAGAGGCAGAUAUCGUAGAAGAAGCUGUCGCCAAAGUGCUCGAUUCCAAGGCUGACGGGGGAUUGGAGGUGCGCACCGGAGAUCUUGGUGGUAGGGCGACCACGAAAGACAUGAGCGAAGCCAUCCAGGGAGAAGUGAAGCGAUUGCUCAAGGCAAGAUAG
Messenger RNA from Lecanosticta acicola, 1294 nucleotides. NCBI's taxonomy places the organism in Eukaryota, Fungi, Ascomycota, Dothideomycetes, Mycosphaerellales, Mycosphaerellaceae. The record is from the annotation of a GenBank genome assembly.